CCAUAACUAAAAGAUUUGGAGAGCCAACUGCAGCAAAACAGAGAUAAAAUUGACAGCGAACGGAAUUGAAAUGGCUUAAACCGCAUGCCUAAUCAGACUCGCGUAGAAUUUUAGCCCGUGUUUAUUUUAUUUAUUGAAACGAAGCCAGUGAACGUGGGGUGCAAUUGCUGUUAUAUAAAAGUACGGCACUGUAACUGCAGUUUUACACUGCGGAUUAACUGCACUUCGCAGCCAGGAACAUGGGGAUAUAAAAGUAAGAAUUCCUGCGCUCAGCCAUGGGUCAAAUAGUGGGAUCCAUGCAUAUGAACGUCGCUGAGGUGUUCAGCAAUCGACGGAAGCGGAAGCGCAGCACUGAUUCAUCUUUGGGGAAGGAUGAUCCGGCCCAGUUAGACACCACUCAGCCCAAAAAAAAAAAACUUCUUACUACCACCCAGUACAUAUACAAGGCGCUCUUCAAGGAGGAAAAGAACUCGGAUGUGGCUGUCAUGGCUCUGGAUAAGGUCUGGCACCUGCAUAAGGUGUACCUGAGCCAGAGUCCAUACUUCUAUACUAUGUUCAAUGGGACGUGGCGGGAAGCCCAGCAGAAUUUCAUUCAGAUCACAAUCCUGGACGACCGGAUCACCGUUGCUAGCCUGGAUGCUGUCUUUGGUUCCAUGUAUUCCGAUGAGAUCGAAAUCGAGUCAGCAGAUGUUAUCUCGGUAUUGGCCACAGCCACGUUGUUCCACUUAGACGGAAUCAUCGACAAGUGUGCCGAGGUGAUGGUGGAUAACAUUAGUCCGGAGACAGCUAUCCAGUAUUACGAGGCCGCCUGCCAGUACGGUGUGGUCGGAGUCAAGAAGUCCACCUUUCAGUGGUUCCAGAUCAAUCUGCUAAGCAUUUAUAGUAAGCAACCGAACCUGCUUAGGCACAUCUCCAUUGAGCUGAUGAGUGCCCUGACCGCCAGUCCCGAUUUGUAUGUGAUGCAGACGGAGUUCUCGCUGUACACUCUACUGCGCACAUGGAUGUUCCUACGACUGCAUCCCGACUACGAUCCAGAGGACCCGGUCCAGCGGGCGGAGGCGCUAAAGACGCAGGAGCUUUUGGUUAAUGCCGGCGUGGAAACGCAUGCGCCUAGUGGUGAUGUCGUCCAGUGGACAUACUUUACCAGCCGCUCGGAGGAACGCUCGUUCUUGGCCACGCCCGAGGGGCAGCCUUAUGUGAAGGUCUUUCAGAAGCUACGAACCCAGUACCUGACCAACCACUACAUGGAUCUAAAAAUCAUAUACAAUGACAAUAUUAUACCCAAGGAGUGGCUGUAUCGGCACAUUCACAACCACUGGGAUGCAUUACUACGUAUCGAUCAUGGGCAGGAGGAUUGUCCUCAGCAGCUGGACGAUGAGCAGUUCUUUGAGAACUGCAUGCGAUGCGGACGUAUGUUGCUUGAGCCUGGCUACCAGAAGUGGCGCUGGACGGGCUUCAACUUUGGCAUGGAUCUCAUCCUGAUCAUGGACUCGCGUAGACUGAACAUUCGUCGGCACCACCGGCACGAGCACGAGCGAGUGCUUAGCCUGCAGACGAAACGCAAGUUCAUGGUCCGCACCACGGUGACCUCGAUAAACGCCCAGCGCCAGGCAGUCUUCACCCAAACGUCCGAGAUCUGUUCUCUUAGCCUCGAAAAGAACGAGGAGGUGCCACUCAUGGUGUUAGACCCAAAGUUGGUGCAUCCACUUCUCAUUUCAAUAAACAUGCUGGUGGUAAUGCCACCGAAUCAGAGUUUCAAGGAAAUUGUUCCGCUCAGCGAGGAGGCGACAACCUCUCUCUCCAUACCCAUUUCGGAAAUCGGAGCAAACAGCGACAGACCGCUGUCCCCGUCCAGUGCUGAUGAUUCGGCCGUUUUCAUUGGUGACUCUGAGCCUUCGACGCCAUCCUCGCCAGCCCCACGGCCCAGAAUCGCUUGGUCGGCUAGCGAAACGGGCGCAAUCUGCGGACAACUGGCGUGCUGAGCACGUGCUGAGCAGUCCACCAAACCAAUACCAGUACCACCACUACCACCAUUUUUUUGUUCAUUUACCCGCAGCAGUUCGGGCUCGUUGUAGUUGUUUUGUAAAUUCGUUUAUCGCCAUCGCGAUUAGCUACGGCUGAUCACUCCAUCUAGACGUUUGUACAUCGAGUAUAAGCAUAUCCGCAAUCGUUUUGGAAUGCGCAGAUCUAUAUUUUUGUAUAUCGUUUACAUCACUAGUAUCAUGUAAUGACGCUUUACGUCAUCUACUUAAAUGGAGUAGACGCACACUCUAGUGCCCUCGCACAAUAUGUAGGCGUUGCAAAUAGUUUGUAAAUUUGGAAUUUAAAGAUUAAUUGUUAUGUUUAAGUAACAAGAAAAAACGCGGCAAAGAAAUUAUGGUUUAAGCGUCUUCGAAUCCUGCAAGUUCAACGCAUGUAAUUACUGUCCCUAACACAUUUUUACUCGCUAAAUGUACGCACAGUAACUAUUACCUUGAGUGAUCAUUUAUUAAAGAUUACACUUAAU
Messenger RNA from Drosophila melanogaster (fruit fly), 2506 nucleotides. RefSeq names its product germ cell-less (gene gcl). The coding region runs from base 276 to 1982 and encodes 568 amino acids. Gene Ontology annotation, biological process: germ cell development. Gene Ontology annotation, cellular component: cytoplasm. The transcript is spliced from 5 exons. Lineage: Eukaryota; Metazoa; Arthropoda; Insecta; Diptera; Drosophilidae. The record is from RefSeq and is marked reviewed.